CACGUGUCAUUGACGUCAAUAGAUCGCGACAUAUUCGUCGAGUGACCCACGUGACACCGAUGUCCGGAACCUUGAAAACUCUGAUAAAUGGAGGUAUGAAGAUCUUCCUGCGGCCUCUGUACUGCACCAGAGCAGCGAGGAGCUCACCCCAGGAGGGCAGCCAUGGAGCGUUCACCACCCCAGAGCAGCAGCUGCCUCAUGUCCCGCUCUGGGAGGAAGUGCAGCCUGAUGCCAGCCAUGCCCCUGCGCCGAGCUGCACACCCAGUGACGCCAAGAAGAGGGGCCGACGAGACAGUGCAAACUUCUUAAAGCCUGAAGUUGCUGUGGAGCGCCUGCAGGCCACGGACAGUAUCAUCUCCAUUGUGUUUGGACUGAAGAGACUGGCCUGGGCUCAUGUGGACCGCACCCUGACUGUGAGAGACUGGCAGCAACAUGAAUGGUACCUGAUGGCAAAGGGGAGACAGCCCACUGAUCUCUACCUGGAAGAUGUGUCUUCAGCAGUCUCUAAGCUCCCAGCAGCAGACAUCUACAUCCUUGAGAGAAGCUCGCUGUCUGCCCAGAACGCCUCCAUGUUUCCUGUGAUGUUGCACCUGCGGAUAGUGGAAGCCAUGUUGUACACGCUGCUGAACCCUGCUUAUGUGGUGGCGCGGGAGCACAGGGUCUUCAGCAUGGCCAGGACCACAGUGGGAAAGCAUUUUGGCAUCAUGGUGGGUGGGUGUAAAACGAGCGGCGUGGACUUAGUGCAGCAGCUGGUGCAAGAGGCCGGGACCCUGGAGCAGCCGCGGCUCCGCCUCACACCGGACCUCCUUCUCCAGUACAAGCACAAGUUCCUGCCCAGAGGACAGAACCGGAACGAGGAGCUGUGCGACGCUCUGCUGCAGGCCAUCGCCUUCUAUGAGCUCAUCAGGAACGACUCUACCGUCUGAGGGCGUAGCGAAUCCCCUCAGCUGACCUCCUCUGUGCUGCUGCUGGACGAUCAGCAUGGCCACUGCCCGAGUGAUAGGGAUGCAGAUGAGCUCUUAGCAAGCUCCACCUCUGGUGCCACCAGAUGGCAGCGAUUCUACAAACAGGCCUUGAGACAUGACUAGCCAGCACCCAGUUCUCUCUGCUGAGAGGCAAUCAUCUGAAACAGCUGUCUGCAGAUGGGGUGCUGGCUUAUUUAGUAUCCCAGUCACAUCUUAAGGCCUGUUUAAAAGGUUAGACAUUGACUUAUGGCAUCGCUGCCAUCAGAGGCGGAGCGUGUUAAAGGGGUUGUUAAGAGCUGAAAUCAGAUGUAUCCCCAUUUUCAUCCAAGCAGCCCCCCCUUGACAUGAGCAUCAGAGCUCUCAUGGUCCCGAUGCAGGGCAAGGGCUUUUUUGCUUAUAUUUUUCACUCUGCUAGGCAGUGGCUUCCUCCUAGCAGUGUUCCUGGUGAUGUCACGGGCUCUGAUGGGCAGGCUUUAUUGCUGCCCUAGCUGUUUUACAGGCUGGGGCAACACUAAAGCCCACCCAUUAGUGACAUCAGUGGGCUCACUGCUAGGUGGAAGCCUCGGCCUAGCGUACCCAUGGAGUGUCUGGUACCUCACUGCAUCUCCAGAACAAGCCUUUGUCCUGCUCAAUUCAGCAUCGGAGCAGAGUGGCGGAAGAAGGGGGUUAGGCCCUUUAAGAGCUCAUUUGCAUCCCUGGAUUCCAUAGGAGCAAGGCGCGCACCCCCCCCUAGAAUUAAAGGGAAUGUGUCACCAAAAUGUUACCUGCCAAGCCAGACAGCACCGAGUCUCUAUGUCCAAUCUCUACAUUCUACGGUCUUCGAGGCAUGCUGUGUGAAUUGUGCGGGGAGGUGGAGUAGACAAUCAGACCCUGUCUUAUCUAUACACAGAGGAUUACAAUGGCAGAUAACUGCAGCAGAGGGAUCUGUACAGACCGAUAACUGCAGGAUGUUACGGCUUUUGUUUAAUUAUAGAUAUUGACACUGAAUAGUAAAA
Molecule: messenger RNA, 1960 nt
Organism: Bufo gargarizans (Asiatic toad)
Lineage: Eukaryota; Metazoa; Chordata; Amphibia; Anura; Bufonidae
Gene: TEFM
Product: transcription elongation factor, mitochondrial
Exons: 4
Coding region: 60-926 (288 amino acids)
Biological process (GO): transcription elongation by mitochondrial RNA polymerase; mitochondrial transcription
Cellular component (GO): mitochondrial nucleoid
Molecular function (GO): DNA polymerase processivity factor activity; nucleic acid binding
Source: RefSeq, a predicted model, not a curated record